Molecule: messenger RNA, 2092 nt
Organism: Pararge aegeria (speckled wood butterfly)
Lineage: Eukaryota; Metazoa; Arthropoda; Insecta; Lepidoptera; Nymphalidae
Exons: 6
Coding region: 348-950 (200 amino acids)
Source: RefSeq, a predicted model, not a curated record
CAUACUCGCGCAUACGUCGAUUCGAUCACCUUAUCGAUACGCCUUCCGCUAUAUCGAUUGCCGCACGGAAUUCUUCCCAGUGAUGCUACCUCAAGCGAACACCAGUGGUUGUACUGCCAGGAAGUUUUAAAUGAUGUAUCAAUAGUGUUGCGGCAGUAGAAACAGACUGAACGGGCACCGUCUUUAACUCAACCCAUGUGCGUCAGUCCGGUGUUUGUGCCCAAGGAGAUAACGUGAUGUGACAACGAUACUUAUUGAAGUGGCAGUGGAAUAGUUUUGUGAAAGUGUGCAGCGAGCGUGAGUGAACAGACGGCUGCCGGCGCGGCCCCGGCCGGCGCCCCGUCACAAUGUUGAAUUGCACCGAUCUGGAAUGCAUCCUGCAUCACCAUCACUAUUAUGCACAUCUACACCACAUUCACCAUUUGCAAAAUGCGCAGGAUUCAGCAAUGUCGGCCGAUGGGUCGACGACAGACAUUCACGGACUACUCAACGAUACUGAUUCGGAUCUCACCGGCCGUUCACAUGUUGAUGCCCCGAAUGAUGCGAAUUACAUGAUUGGCGGUGUGGUGAUAGCCAUGGCCCUCGUGGGGCUAAUAAUUGUGCUGCUGGCUCUCACUAUCAACAAGCUGCGUAAGCGUGAGGAGCACUCGGCUUCGGUGCAUCCGGCCGAAGCAGUGCUCCAGGCCGCUCCGCAACCACCGCCCGAGCCUCUUGCCUUUCGUCAGCAGCCCCUGUGGCAGUUCCCACCACCGCUGCCUCCGCCUUACGUCUAUUCCCACGAUCAGGACAAUAUGAUGCAGCCCCUUGGCAAUGAGCGAGCGAGUUUUCGCAGUUUACGAAAAAACAUUGGCGGUCGUUGGAAGCGACUCGUCAAUAAGAAGCCUGAGCAAGAAGUGUACACAAUCCCGCCUGAGCUCAAGCCUCAACUCAAGCAAAUAUAUGUGUACUAACUACUUUCUGUUUACGACUAUAAUGGCAGAGAAGCAGGAAUCUUCAAUGCUAGUUUAAGAUAGACUUCAACCAAGAGCUCCAUGGUUGUAAUAUUAAAAAAUCAUAUCUUACUGUUAAAACCAUAUCUGUAUUCGAAUAUCAGGAAACAUCUAUGCACGGGCUUUAUGCCUUCUGUAUCUUUCAACAUAUCUUUCGACCAAUUAACUUUUAUGACCAAUAUUUAAUCUUUCAUUCAACACUUUGUGAUUAUAAGCCUAGAUGUAUUAAUAAGUAUUAGAACACUGAAGUUUGAGUGUUGUUCCGUUAUUGAUAUUUGAAUGUUGGAAUAUGAGUGAUAGUCAAAUGAAUUAGUUUAAUUUUUAAUUUAAAGUUACGAAUGGAAUUAGGAAAGUGCGGUCGCGCAUACUAGUGACGAAAAUCCAAUAAUUAUGAUAGAAGCUGAUGCCUUGUAACCAUGUAAUUUUAACUGAUUAGGGCAUUUUGUAGUUCAUUAACUUAUUCUAGACGAUGAUCGUAUCUUUAGAUGUAGGUACAUCGAUCAAAUAGUAUCAUGAAGCUAUACAUAUGUAAGCUAACCUAUCAUCUUAUGGAAACGAAUGUGGAACCUUAUUGUUUGAUGCAGUAUUUUAUAUGAAGCAUUUGAGUUGCGAGCGAGACUGAUAUAUUGUUCAAAUUAUUAUGUAACGUAACACCUGAAAUAUUAUCUAAAUAUCGUUCAAUGUUCUGAUCGUCUUCUGAUUUUUUUUUCUGAGAAUUAUGAAUGACCUAGUUGUAAAGUUACGUUACUUGCAUGCUUUGUUAGUGUAAUUUUCUGGUUUUCGCCCGGUCUUUUCCUACUGUGAUAUAAAAUGAUAAAUAAAUAAUGAUUGAUGAUGAAAUUUUGAGUUUAAAUUCGUUUUGACCUGUCAAUUAUCAGUAGGAUGGACCGACGGUCGAGAAUUGUGAUAGCUCAUAUUGAGCCAGAUAUUCUGAUGAAUUAAGUUUGUAGAUGUAGGUACAAUAAACUCAGCCAUGGUAAUAUAUUAUUUUCGUUAGAAAUCUGUUGCAAAGGAUACAAUGUUAUAAAAAGUGUAUUUUAACAGUGUGCAGUUACUUCAAUCUAUCAUUGACAUAGAGAAAAAUAAAUUCCAUCAGGAUGUUA